Oldenlandia corymbosa var. corymbosa is the source of this 803-nucleotide messenger RNA. The record is from the annotation of a GenBank genome assembly. NCBI's taxonomy places the organism in Eukaryota, Viridiplantae, Streptophyta, Magnoliopsida, Gentianales, Rubiaceae.
GCCGGCACUAACAUCUAACGGUACUCCGAAUCUCAAAUUUCCGUCGGCCAAAACGGAUUGAGUAGUUUGUCACCCGCAACUUGGUUGAGUUUUGACGUUUAGACAAAUAGAGAACAAAGAUGAUAGGUUCAUUGCUCGCCAGAUUACUUUUGAUGGUGUUUGGAUAUGUCUAUCCAGCCUAUGAAUGUUACAAAACAGUGGAAAUGAAUAAGCCAGAUAUUCAUCAGCUUCGGUUCUGGUGUCAGUACUGGAUUUUGGUUGCAGUUCUCACCGUAUGUGAAAGAGUUGGAGAUCUUUUCAUCUCAUGGAUACCACUUUAUGGUGAAGCUAAGAUUGCAUUGUUUAUAUACCUAUGGCAUCAUCGAACAAGAGGGGCAACACACGUUUACAACUUCUUCCUGAAGCCUUAUGUAUCCGAACAUGAGAAGGAGAUCGAUGGGUACGUACUACACAUAAAAAACAAGGCUUUGAGUAUCGCCAUGGUGAUGUGUCAGCAGGCUGCAUUUUAUGGGCAGACCAAAUUUUUUGAGAUUUUGCAGUAUGCAUCUUCUCAUAGUACUCCAUCCACAUCAUUUGAAUCGUCUGAGAAAAUCCAUGUUAAUGUAGCCGGAAGAGUAGAUUGAACUUUGCCGCUGCCCUAUAUUCGAUACAAUUUUUUGGGUAGAAAUUUCUUUCUUCUUUUUGAUAGAAAGGAAAAGGAUUAAAUAUUUUGUAGGAGUAUAUAAUUUUUCAUUAGGGAAUUUCUUUUGUAAAUAUAGUCGUAGCCCUUUACAAAAACUAAUGUAGUAUUUUCAUUACAUAAG